AUGGGGAGGAAACCUGCUUUUCUACCCCACAAAUCUGUCUACUGGAUGAAAAAGGCAGACGUUGCAAAUACAACAGUGGAAGAGAAUAUUCUACAAAUACCUCCUUUAACACUGGGAGAAAUCAAUGAGAUUAUCAGUUCCUGGUUAGAAAAGGAUCGCCGAAGACUCUCCAAACGCCAGCAUGAUCACUUAAUGGAAGCUUGCACAGCCUGCCCAUUACCACUUUAUAUACACUGUGCUUAUAAGGAGUCUUGUUUAUGGACAUCUUUCAGCCCAGAGACAGAGGUGUGUCUUCCACAAGACAUACCUGGCAUGUAUUCAUGGACACUGAACCGAAUGGAAAAAUCCCAUGGGGAACAAGUGGUAAAAAGGAUGGCAACUUAUGUGUCACUUUCAAGAAAUGGCAUAACUCAGGAAGAGCUGCUGGACCUUAUGUCAAUGGAUGAUGUGGUCAUUCAAGAAGUAACUAAAUUCCAAAAAGCCUCCAUUUCAGCAUUCCCUUUAGUGCUGUGGUUGAAGCUUUUGGAAGAUCUUGGAGAGCAUCUGAGAGAACAAAGAACAGACAACACAUAUGUCUUUAAUUGGGCUCAUAUGUCUCUGAAACAUGUCUGUAUGGAGAGAUACCUCAAGGCACAGGAUAGCCAGGUAUCACUACAUGCUUCCUUUGCAGACUACUACCUUGGUAGAAUUUCCCAUGAACUCAGGAAGUGCUGUGAACUGUCUACAUUUCAGCCACUUGCCUGGGCUUUGAAAAGAGAAUCCAAGAUCAGCUACAUCUUUAAUGUUCGUAAGCUCUUUGGGACUCCAUAUCACCUCAUCAGAUCUAAGAAUCUUACUCUUCUAAUCAAAGAAUGUCUUUUUAAUUAUGAGUUUCUCUUGCACAAAUCCUGGGCUUCAUCAAUUAUUAGUGUGGAAGAAGAUCUAAGAGCAGCUAUCGGUGCAGACAGGACUAUACCUGACUUAGCUUUAUUAAGUGAAGCUCUCAGGUUAUCCAAGGAGGUUUUAAUACAAGACCCAUCUCAGAUGGCUUCACAGCUGAUAGGUCGCCUUCAUCAGAUUGUGGCAGCAGACAAACCAGUGGCCCCAGGUGAUCCCAAAAAAUAUAUCUAUCUGCCAGCUCUUUUGUCCCAGUGUCAGAAAUCUUCCAUUCCUGUUCUUGUGCCUUCAACAUCCUGCCUUAUAGCUCCUGGUGGACUUCUUUGUGACUUUCUGAAAGGUCACUUGGACAGAAUUUCAGCAAUUGGAGAAACCCAGAAGGAACUCACUGUUGCAACAGUCUCCAGUAAUGGUACUUUGAAAUUGUGGGAUUUGAAGGUUGGCAAAGCCAUCUUCACUCUGAAUGCUGUUGGGCAGAAUAUCAGUGCUAUUGCUGUAUGUUUGGAGAACAGGUUGGUGGCUAUGUCUGACAGAACCACUCUUAAAGUCUGGGAUCUUUCCUUGGAAAGAGUGGUAUAUGCAGCUGGCAACUUUUUGGAUACUCCAAUACUAACAUCUGCAAUGAAUGGACAACUCCUGCUUGUUUUUUUUAAUGGCAAUCACAAAGUUCAGGUUUUUGAUCUCACUCACUCAUGCCAGUUGCUCCAUGAAGUAUACCUUUCAACAGAAGAAGUGCCUAUCCACAAGAACCGAUCCAUACUGGUAUCGAAGAAUUCAGUAAAAGAUUACGUUUUGUGUGCCUUUAGAAGUGGAAGUGAAGCAAUGGUCUUCAGUGGCAAGAAAGGCAAAGUAGUUGCUAAGCUGAAAAGCCAAGAACCAAUGGCAGCUGCUGAAGAUGUGGCUGUUACUAAGGAAUACUUCCUCGUGAUUUUCAGGUGUCCCUUCAUGAAACAGCGUGAGAUUGUGCAUAUAGAACUCUACAAUGUCCACACCUUUGCUUAUGCUCAUAGUCUGAAAGGAUGCUGCAAUGAUUAUAUUCACACUUUUGCUGUGAAUCAUUUGGGCUCUCACCUGGUAGCAUUCAGCCCUAUCCCAAACACCAACACCACUGAGAUAGUAUCAUGGAAUCUGGAGUCUGAAGACCAUAAACACUUGGCUAAAUUUCCUUCAGUCCCAGCUGGUGGUGUAUGCUCUGACCUUCGAUACUGUUUAGCAUUCUGUGACGGAGACAAUUACCUUCGAUGUUGGAACUUGGCUUCCAAGAUCAAUGACCAAUCUUUGACUGUCACUGCAAGCAAAGCAAAGAAACCAAACGGUAUUCAGGAUAUCGUGACAAUGGAGAACUAUUCCAGGUAUGCUGUGUGCCAAAAUACAAGUCCAGGAGUCAUAACAGUGUGGAACAUAAUGAAAUCAAAGUGUAAACACAAUGCUGUGAGAGUGGAGAGAGGGCUGAUAGAGAAUACUGAUAUAGUGUUGGUUAGAGACAUGAAACUUUAUGUCCUAACAGACAAAGGAAUGACCUCCUUUGCAGAUCCUCCAAGACCCAUUUUCCAGAGCCUGUUAGUUUAUGACCUCCUGAAAAAGAAGUACAUAAAGAAGCAGACUGGCCUUUACAUAAACCCCUGUCCAAAUGCUGAGUACAGGAUCCUUGAAGGAGGCCUUCUACUUGGUGUCUCAGAAAACAGAGACCAUUUUAUCAUCUGGAACUUGGAAACAGGAUUUAUUAAAGAGCGAAUAAGGCCAGAAUACAAGGACAAGUUUUCUUUGCAAGCUGCUCAACCUAACCAUUCCUUGUCCAAGGAAAACAUCAAACUAUACAAAGGAGCCUUGUCUAAAGAAACAACAGCAUUAUGGCUUCCUUGGGAAAGACGAAAUGAAACUAAGACUGGAAAGAAAAGGAGACGGGAAAAGGCAGCAAAACUGAAGACGGCAAUAUUGCAAGAACUAGCUAAUGAGAAGAGCAAUGCUAUUGACCAGUACAUUCUGAGUGGAGAUGAGAAGGUAGCAGUGUGUUCCUACUAUGCACAUCACCUGACAGUGUUCAGCUUGGAAACCAUGUCCUAUCUCCACACUCUUGAGAGCAGAGAAUCCAUGCUUUUCUUACACACUGCCGCCUUGACCUACAAUGGACAUUACCUGGUGCUCUCCAACUACAGCGAGGAAGAGAAAGUCAGCUAUGUAACUCUAUGGAAUUUAGCCACGGGAAAGAUUAGGAAAAGAUUAAAAAACGAGCCCAAUGUCUGCUGUACAGCUAUUACCGCUGAUGCUAGUAGAAUAAUUUUUGGAGAGAUGAUGGAAAAUAGGAUCAAGAUUUGGGAUCCAUUUAAACACAGGCACAAAUUAAUUCAAGGUUAUGAAGGUCUUCAUCUGACAGUGAACAGCAAACUGCACAUAUUAGAUGAGACAAAGGCUGUCCUGCUUGCAGGUGAAGUCAGUCUCUGGAACUUGGAAAUUGGUACCGUUAUAUCCAUCUUUACACCAGACAGCAAGAUCUCCUGCAUGACCAUUGAUGCUGAUAGAAGGGCGGUUCUUUUAGGCUUGAGUGACAGUCCUACUCUCAUCACUUUGAAAAUGCUGAGCAUCAACACUGCUGCAAGUUCAACAGGAAAAGAUGUGUUUGGAGAAGAAUCAUCAAGCAGCGAAGAGGAGCCCACAGUUACGUAA
This is a messenger RNA of Elgaria multicarinata webbii, 3540 nucleotides long. RefSeq lists its product as uncharacterized. The record is from RefSeq and is a predicted model, not a curated record. Gene Ontology annotation, molecular function: protein binding. The transcript is spliced from 17 exons. Bases 1 to 3540 code for a protein of 1179 amino acids. NCBI's taxonomy places the organism in Eukaryota, Metazoa, Chordata, Lepidosauria, Squamata, Anguidae.